AUGUUAAGAUUAUUUUCAAACAGUAGAUCUACUUCAAAACAAAUAAUAAUAAAUACAAGUAAUAAUUAUAUAAAAAGAUAUUUUAGUGUAAAUAAUAAUAAUAAUAAUAUGUCAACUGAAUUCGAUGGUAUUGUUGUUGGUUGCUACGAGGGUGGUGAAGAGUGGUCUGCUAUCGGUGCAGAACUCAAUCAAAAGACUGAUAACCUGUUGAGUAAGACCUUCAAGUUGUCCGAUAACAAAGGAAAGCUCGGUGAUUCACUGAUCCUCUACAAUGUCACUCCACAACACCCACGUGUUGCCAUUGUCGGUCUCGGUAAGAAGAACGAUCCAAAGUCCGGUGUCUACGAGCAAUUCGAUCAUGUCCGUCGUGUCGCCGGUACCGGUGUCAAGUCACUCAAGUCGCGUGGCGCUACAAAGAUCGGUGUCGACACCUCGAUCGGUGACUUGCGUGCCUGUUCCGAGGGUGCCAACCUCUGUCUUUUCAAAUUCGACUUGAAGUCGACCAACACCGCACCAGACAAGGACAAAGCACCAGUCGAAGUGUCGACUGUCGAUCCAUCAAAGUCGACCACCUCCGAAUGGACCGAAGGAAAGAUUCUCUCGGAAUCACAAAACUUUGCUCGUUAUCUCGCCGAUAUGCCAGCCAACUUGAUGCAUCCAACUUUCUUUGUCGAGAAAGUCAAGGAGAAAUACCAAGACUUGAUCGCCGCCGGCAAGGUAGAGAUGAUCGUUAGAGACCGUGCAUGGGCAGAGGAAAAGAAGAUGGGAAUGUUCUUGGCUGUUGCCGCCGGAAGCGACCAACCACUCAAGUUCUUGGAGUUGCACUACCGUGGUGCCGCCGAUCCAAAAGGUGCUCCAUUGAUCUUUGUCGGUAAGGGUGUCACUUUCGACUCUGGUGGUAUCUCGUUGAAGCCAUCUGCCUCCAUGGGUAUGAUGCGUGGAGACAUGGGUGGUGCUGCCGCCGCCGUCUCUGCACUCUACGGUAUUGCCAGCUUGGGAUUGAAGGUGAACGUCACCGUGCUCACUCCACUCACUGAGAACAUGCCAUCCGGUAAAGCAACUCGUCCCGGUGACAUUGUUGUCGCUUCCAACGGUAAGACCGUCGAGAUUGACAACACCGAUGCCGAAGGUCGUUUGAUUCUCGGUGACGCCCUCCACUAUGCCCACACCUUCAACCCAGCAACCAUCAUCGACAUCGCCACCUUGACCGGUGCCAUGGACGUUGCUCUCGGUUACCACUACGCCGGUUGUUUCGCUGGCACCGACGACCUCUGGAGAGAGAUCGACGACGCCGGACAAGUUUCCGGUGACCGUAUGUGGCGUAUGCCUUUGUUGCCAGAGUACCGUAAGCAAUUGGACUCCAAGGUUGCCGAUAUCGUCAACAGUGCAUCCAGAUCGGGUGGUGCUUGCAGUGCCGCAAUGUUCCUAAAGGAGUUUGUCCAAAUUGACCGUUGGGCACAUCUUGACAUUGCCGGUGUCAUGCAUGCCGGUGAGGAAGGUGCAUACAUUAGCAAAGGUAUGACUGGAAAGCCAGUAAGAGCACUCAUUGAAUUGGCCAAGAAACAGAUUGGAAAAUAA
This is a messenger RNA of Heterostelium album PN500, 1578 nucleotides long. RefSeq names its product M17 family metallopeptidase (gene lap). Gene Ontology annotation, molecular function: manganese ion binding; metalloaminopeptidase activity. The record is from RefSeq and is a predicted model, not a curated record. Gene Ontology annotation, biological process: proteolysis. NCBI's taxonomy places the organism in Eukaryota, Evosea, Eumycetozoa, Acytosteliales, Acytosteliaceae. Gene Ontology annotation, cellular component: cytoplasm. The transcript has a single exon. The coding region runs from base 1 to 1578 and encodes 525 amino acids.